Molecule: messenger RNA, 786 nt
Organism: Glycine soja
Lineage: Eukaryota; Viridiplantae; Streptophyta; Magnoliopsida; Fabales; Fabaceae
Exons: 1
Coding region: 1-786 (261 amino acids)
Molecular function (GO): nucleic acid binding; zinc ion binding
Source: RefSeq, a predicted model, not a curated record
AUGGAAGAGAAUGAAGGUAUUGGAGAUUUCUUUGGUAGAUUACAAGUUCUUACUAAUUCAAUGAAAGGUUAUGGUGAGAAAUUCACUGAUCUAAUACUGAUUGAAAAAGUAUUAAGAUCAUUGAAUCCAAAAUUCGACCACAUUGUGGUUGCUAUUGAGGAAUCAAAGGAUUUGGAAUCCAUGAGCAUUGAUGAAUUACAAGGUUCCCUCGAAGCCCAUGAGCAAAGAUUGCAAGAAAGGAAUAAUUGUAAUACAAAGCUUGUUGAAACAGCUCUUCAAGCUCAACAAAACCCGAAGAACUCUGGAAAUGAAUCAUCCAGAGGAAAGAGAGGCAGAUUCAAGAACUCAAGAGGAAUAGGCAACCAUGGAUCAAGAGAGCACUCAGAUCAGAAAAAUAACGGCAACCAAAGUUCCAACAGAGGAGGACAUAUUGGAAAUCGAGGGAGAGGAGGAAAAAAGACCUGGGACAAAAAGAAUGUAGAUUGUUACAACUGUGGAAAGAAGGGACAUUAUGCUGCUGAUUGUUGGUACAAGGAUAAAAAUCCUGCUGAUGAGGCUCAACUUGCAGAAGGAGCAGAUUCAGUUUCUGAACCUGUCCUGUUGAUGGUGACAAACAAGACAACGCCUCAUGACAAGGGUCAAUGGUACUUAGACAUAGGAUGCUCUACACACAUGACUGGUCACAAAGACUGGUUUGUGUGUCUAGAUGAAAGGAUGAAAAGCAAAGUGAGAUUUGCAGGUGACAGCACCAUGCUUGCUGAAGGAAUUGGAAAUGUCUUGAUUUAG